Messenger RNA from Hyla sarda, 1902 nucleotides. Its product is annotated as C-C motif chemokine 19-like. NCBI's taxonomy places the organism in Eukaryota, Metazoa, Chordata, Amphibia, Anura, Hylidae. The transcript is spliced from 6 exons. Gene Ontology annotation, biological process: immune response. Gene Ontology annotation, molecular function: chemokine activity. The record is from RefSeq and is a predicted model, not a curated record. Gene Ontology annotation, cellular component: extracellular region. Bases 187 to 474 code for a protein of 95 amino acids.
UUUGGGAAGUAUUUUUACUCCCCCUCAACAUAGAGAAGAGGAAAUGUCCAAACCGGAUCACUGCCCCCAUUUUCAUACUGAGCUUUAAGAGGAGGUUCCCCUAUGUGAAGAUUGCAUUAAGCAGCCUCAUCUGCAAAGGAGGACACAGACCUAGGAGAAUCACAGGAACCAAGAAAUAUCUGCACCAUGAAAGUUAUGCUAAGUUUUGCUCUGCUGGCUGUAUCUAUCAUCUAUAUGGUCUCUGCUGAUCCAGGCAAGCCAAGCAAGUGCUGUAUCAGGGUCUCCAGAGGGAAACCCAGCCCUGCAAUGAAAAUUGAACGUUUCGACCUCCAAACAGCAAAUCCUCCAUGUGUUGAGGCUGUAAGGUUUUUUACAAAUACAAACAGGAUUAUGUGUGCCCCUCCUAAUUUACCUUGGGUUAAAAGGAAGCAAGCAGAGCUCAGUAAAAAACAAGAAGAACAGAAGACCGAGUAGAAUGAGAAGAAAACACAAACAAUGGAAACAGGAUCUAUACUGACCAGUAAAGAAGAAGCUCAAUACCUCACAUGGUUACUUGUCACUUAUACAUGUUUAAAAUGUUGUUAUUUAUUGGACAUGCAGUAGUUAGAAGCACUUUCGUAUUUAUCAUCUUCUCAGUAUUAGUUAGUAUUAUUUAGUGUACCUCCCAUGUUGGGGGCACUUUUAUGACAAAUAUAUAUAUACACACACACUCAGGCUAUCUGAUAAAAAAAAAAAAAAAAAAAACUGUACUUACAUCCCUAGCUCCCCUGCAGCCUCCGUUAUUACGGUUCCGGGUCUCCGCCAUGCUACACAUCCCAAUACUACAGGCAAUACAUCACAUUGCCGCUCAUCCAAUCACUGCCGAAGGUGGGACACUGCUGUGGCUAGUGAUUGGCUUAGCAGCAAUGUGAUCUAUUGUUUGCAGCAAGAGGAAGUGGAAUGUAGAGGAGACCAGGCACCACAAUAAUUGAUGCUGUGGGGAAGAGAGGGAGGUAAGUACAGUUUUCUUUUUUUCUUUUUUUUUUUUAUCAGAUAGUCUGGGCAUAUUUAUUAUAUUGACUUUAAAGGAACCAGAGCAAAUCUGCGAAUCCUCCACUACUAUUGCAGAUUUGCAACAGACCUAUUGAAGUCAAUGGGUAGCAAAAUCCUCUGCAGAUUUUAAGGUGUUUUCAUUCAUUUACAUUGCGUGACAGAGUAGAAUAGUGCUGUGAUAUAUAUAAGCUAUAGCACGUGUGCAAGUUUUUUUUUUUUUUUUUUACACUAUGGGUUCCUCAGAGAUAAGAAGAUCAGUCAUAGGAGGUUCUGCUGGCAGGAGCCUCAGAUCUUGUUUAAUAGCGCUGAAUGAAAAACAUGGCAGAGAACCUAUGGAAAUCAAAUACCACCUUUAUAGAUGGCAGAGAUCCUCCAGGGUGGAGGUUGGCCCACCCCUCCAUUCUGGCUGGCCAUUCUAGUAAGGUGUCAUUCUGUUCUAGGGAUUCUCUACCGGCUUAGCAUAUUCUUAUAUAAGCUAAAAGAUAGCUCAUUUAUGGCAAAGUCCAAUAAAAGCCUCUUUAGCUAUAAUGUACUUUAACAUUUUCACUUGGAACACUUUCACUUUUAAUUUAUUAUUUUACACAUUAUUAUAAAACUUAAUUUAUCUUCUAAAUAUUUAUGUUUUUUUUAUUGCAAAUCAUAAAAUGUUGCAGUAUCUUGUAAUACCUUUUUUAUUGGACUAACAUAAUUUUGUAGAGACAAGCUUUCGGGAUUCCUCCCUUUAUCAAGUCCAAAGCAAAUCUUCUAAAAUACAAUAAACAGUGACAUCUUCACAAAUAUUACGGUUUUACCAAAAGACUAUAUAUUGUACAGGCUAUACAGUAUAUUAUAUGGAUGUGUGUGCAAGAAUAGCUAAAUAAAAUAUUCUCC